ACGGACGUGAUUAAGGUUGCACCAGUAAUGCUGCUCACCUCUGUAGCAGCUCACGUCUUCACCAGUCAACCGUUGUUUAUCUCACCGCUUCACCGCUGGAUGACAGCGACAGUAUCCACGCGUGUCUGUGUCGUCGGUUGAAAACUUUGCACGAUGCAUCCGAGGCCCUGAGAAUGAGAGAAGGUGUGUUUGUUGUGUGACUCAGCUCGUGUCUAGCCAUGGAGAAGCCCUGGAGGCUGUGGGGGGCGAUGGAGCGUUGUACCUUCGCCCUGGUCUCCUGGUCCUGGGGUGCCUGUCGAGUCUCCCUGUUGGCCCUCAUCCUCACCUUCCACCUGUAUGGAGGAUUUUUUCUCCUCGCUCUCAUCCUGGCCUCAGUCGCAGGCAUCCUCUACAAAUUUCAGGAUGUGCUCCUCUACUUCCCGGACCAGCCGUCAUCCUCUCGUCUCUAUGUUCCCAUGCCCACAGGAAUCCCACAUGAGAAUGUCUACAUCCGCACCAAGGACGGUGUGAAGCUCAACCUCAUCCUGCUUCGUUACACUGGAGGGGACACGCCCCCUGGAGUCACCCCUGGCAAUCAAAGCAGCCCAACAUCCUCUGCUCCGCCUACCAUCCUUUAUUUCCAUGGCAAUGCCGGCAAUAUUGGUCACAGGGUGCCAAAUGCCCUGCUGAUGCUGGUCAAUCUAAAGGCCAAUGUAGUGCUGGUGGACUAUAGGGGCUAUGGAAAGAGUGAGGGUGAGGCCAGUGAGGAUGGGCUGUACCUAGAUGCAGAGGCCACACUGGACUAUGUCAUGACCCGUCCUGAUCUGGACAAGACAAAGGUGGUACUCUUUGGCCGCUCACUAGGAGGCGCUGUGGCCGUGCGCCUGGCAUCAGCCAACCCUCACCGCGUAGCAGCCAUUAUUGUUGAAAACACCUUCCUCAGCAUUCCCCACAUGGCAGCGACACUCUUCUCCUUCUUACCUAUGCGCUUGCUGCCCCUGUGGUGCUACAGGAAUCAGUUCCUGUCCUAUCGACAGGUGGCGCUGUGCCGCAUGCCCUCGCUUUUUGUGUCUGGCCUGUCAGACCAGCUCAUCCCACCAGUUAUGAUGAAACAACUGUAUGAGCUGUCUCCUGCACGGACUAAACGCCUGGCCAUCUUUCCAGAGGGAACACACAACGACACGUGGCAGUGUCAGGGCUACUUCGCUGCUCUGGAGCAAUUCAUGAAAGACCUGCUGAAGAGCCACGCCCACGAGGAGAGUAGUCAGACCUCAGCGAGCGUCACCAUCAUCUGAAAACAAAUCUUAGAAGGACUGUCGACUACUAUUUAGGGGAAAACUUGAUUGGAGGGACUUAAUUGGUUUUUGGAAAGAAUGUACAUUUUCUAUGCUUUUUCUGGGUUUUUAUUUAAUCUUACUCUCUCUGUGAAUCUAACAUUUAUCAACAUGUCUAUUUUGACUAUUUCAAGGAAGUUUGAGCAGGUAACAAACCCUCAAGUGAUCUUUUGUGUUGCAGCUAUGAAUGCAUGUUUUUAUGACAUUUCAUGAAUGACUCCAGAACAUACAUACCCACACUGCAAUGUCACAACCACCGAAGAAUCAGCUGCAGUGGGUCAGCAGAAAUGAAUUCAGAUUUAAUGACAAUUUAAUGACCAUACAAGGACCAUGUUUCAGAGAAAGUUGAUUACUACUACAAAUGAACACUUCUUUUAGUAUACAAAAUCAGACAAUGAUAAUAUGUAGGCCUAUACUGCAUAUAUACAGUACACUCAUAUAUAUAUUAAAUCUGUUUUCUUAUUUUGCACUUUUUUGACCCUUUUGUUCAGAUUUUUGUGUUUGCGAACAUAAGCAGGAUCUUUGUUUUUUUUUCUCCACCCUUUGGGCUAGGAGUACUUGCAGAAGCUUGGCAUGUCAUGACAGUGUGGUGAUUAAUAUUUAUAUAUUUGACUGGAAAUUUUGUCUGGUACAGUAGCUUAACAAGAGCUUGUGCUAUUGAGUAACUAUUCAGUCAGGAAAAAAAAAAUUAAGUGAGAUGAAGUUGUCAGAAAAAUAAGGUGACAUGCUUCAUACUUCUGCCUUGAAAAAUAAGUUCUUCAGAUCUUCUUUUCUGACGGACUGCUUCUGUUUCAGUGUGAUUGAAAGAAGCUAUGACAGAUCUCUUUGUUACUGUGUACUGUUAAAACACAACUAGCACACAAUGAGUUUACCAUCAAAUGGCCUCCAGUUGCUUUUGAGAAACGUUGGAUCUUGUAGUUUGGUGUGGAGCAUUUACUCCAUGUGUGGUUUGUUAUUAAAGAAUGGGUUCAGAUUUCUUCAAGUCUAACACAAUCUAAUGUCUUUAUGUACUGAGAGAGUUGAUGAUUGGGAUUGAUACUGACUCCUAAUGCCUCAUUUAAUGCACAAAAGAUAUUCUAAGGUUGAGCAGAAGCUAAGAUGAGUCUGUGGCCGACUAACACAGAGUUGGUAUUUUUUAGGGUGAAGUCUAAUGAGUAGAAAAUUCCAUCAUCUUGUUAAGAACGAUGUUAUAUCCUUAUCCAGGUCCGAACCUUCAGGUGGCAAACAACAGUGGUAGAACCUCAAUAAGAGUCAAAAUCAACCAAAUUCAGUGAAAGUUUUUUAUCUCAUUAAAUCAACUUCAUUUCACACAGUAAUUGCUUCUAUGCUGCUAGCAAGUCUAGCUAGCUAACGUUAGCAUACACUUCAAUUUACUCUGUUCCACCAUCUGAGAUCAACAAUUAAAGCGAGGAACGCAGAAAAUACCUGAGCUUGGCCCCGGAAACAGAUAUAACACGUCACACCUUAACAACUGAUUUCCUCCAGUGCAGAUCAACACGUUAGGGGGUAGCACGUGUGUAAACACUGAAGUAACUGGACUUGAUCGUGAACCAGUUGCCGAUGUACACAUGCACAACUCGUGAAGAUAUGACAAUCUGUACCAACACAGACAAAUUCAUAUUCCAUUAGAGAAACAUUUGAAAAUAGAUACUUUUAUUUGUCUAACAGACUUAUGAAGCCUCAUAUGAACUUUGAACCUUGAAUGAAUUUUUAUUCAGAAAAAGGGCUGUUGAUAUUGCCCCCUGUACAUUGUUCACACUAGCAAGUGAUUUCCAAACAGCUGUUAAACACAGGAAGGAAGAGAACUUACAAUUUUUUCAAUCAGGUGUCGUAAUCAUUUGUUAGCAAUUGUCAUCUUUCCCUUUUCUCAGUGUGGAGUAAUGGCUUUACUCACUCGGAGGGCUUCUUAUGAGUCGAUAAACUUUUCUCACAUGUCUUCCAGGGGACGGAGCAGAGCUGGAUGAUUAAAACACUGUUAUCUGCUCGCUGCACUGCGGUGGUAUCAAAGCCAUUUGAAAACACUGAUCUCUAGCCAUAUUUGAUACAGUACGCUGAACAAAAUCCCACAUCACCUAAAGGCCAGAUUAUGUUUGUGUCAGAGUGAUACCAACUGAAAUGGACUGAAGGCUACUAUGAAUGUAAAUUCUGGUCUUAAAUUAACAAAGUGUGCUUUAUAAGGAAUUAUUUAUUGAUCUGUUUCCUCCCUCUCAUGUGACAUUCGACCAGACAUUUUUGUAUUAUAUUACAAAUCCAUAUGCUGACUUGAAUGCAUCCAUUUAUCAGAAUUUGAUCCCAUCACAUGGGGAAAGCACAUUGUGCAACCGUGUGAAUUUACACUCCUUUCGUUUUACACUUUUGCUUUACACACUUCUGCUGUUGGUUUGCAUCUGUGUCAUUUCUUCAUUCAAGAAAAUAAGCUGGGACUUUUCAUCAUCUAUUUGAUCUGUUGUUUCAGUGGCUGCUCUAAAGCAAAUGGAGUAUAAGAGUUUCAGCCAAAUGUCCAACAUCCUGUCGAUGAAAAGAAAACUGAAUGUCAUUUUUUUCUUUUAGAAAUAUAAUUUGCAAGCUACUGCAGGACUGUGGGACAUAUUUUUUGUAUGUUCACAUAGUUUUGAACUGAAGGAAGUGAACGCUGGCGAAAGUGUGGGUUUCAUUUUGAAAAUUGGCAUGUGAUAAUGUAGAGUCAUGAACCUGAACCGUGCCGACAUACUUUGUGUACAUUUGCGAUGACUUGCAGUAACUCCACACUGAAGAAAACAAUGACAUCUGAAUGAUUCCUUUAUCUCCAUUUUGAGUUUCCAAACCAAUGGUAACAACUUGUUUUGUAAGCACACAUUUUCACUUUCUAUUUUCUGUACUGUAACAUGCAAUAAAUUGAUACAUUAAAA
Paralichthys olivaceus (Japanese flounder) is the source of this 4201-nucleotide messenger RNA. It is a transcript of the gene abhd13, whose product is annotated as abhydrolase domain containing 13. Gene Ontology annotation, cellular component: membrane. Gene Ontology annotation, molecular function: palmitoyl-(protein) hydrolase activity. NCBI's taxonomy places the organism in Eukaryota, Metazoa, Chordata, Actinopteri, Pleuronectiformes, Paralichthyidae. The record is from RefSeq and is a predicted model, not a curated record.